Synchiropus splendidus (mandarinfish) is the source of this 7229-nucleotide messenger RNA. RefSeq lists its product as uncharacterized. Gene Ontology annotation, cellular component: adherens junction; plasma membrane; catenin complex. Gene Ontology annotation, biological process: calcium-dependent cell-cell adhesion; cell-cell junction assembly; homophilic cell-cell adhesion. Gene Ontology annotation, molecular function: cadherin binding; calcium ion binding. The transcript is spliced from 16 exons. NCBI's taxonomy places the organism in Eukaryota, Metazoa, Chordata, Actinopteri, Syngnathiformes, Callionymidae. The record is from RefSeq and is a predicted model, not a curated record. Bases 590 to 5395 code for a protein of 1601 amino acids.
GUGAACGGGGGCUGGUGGAGUGGCGCACUUGCGAAGCUAUUGGAGAAAAUUUGACUUUAGAGCAAUGACGGACGUUUGGCUGUGAUCUAUAUAUCAAUAGGUUUUGUGUUAAAUUUGGCACCCAGAAAUGCAUCCAUGGCGCUGGCUGAGGAUGAGAGAGGCGCGGGUACAGCGUUCAUCGUACUUGGACUCGGUUCUGUGGCUGACGCGCGGUUCCCGGAACAGACGCACAAACCAGACAUCGACGCACGCAGUGUUUCGCAUGGCAGAUCACCUACGUAUCUAUGUGGAUUAACAGCCUGGUUCUCUUUCUGGGUACUCAACUCUCCUCGGGAAACUGAAUGAGACGCUCGGCACGAAGAUUGAGGAUAAAACAACGAGGAGGAGCGCGGUGAGAUAGAGGAAGAUAUCAAGCAGCGCCGAGAAGAAAGGGAGCGCGGUGACUGACACUUGCCCUCCAGCUUGGUGUGAAGGGCACGGAGAGUGGGAGCAAUAGGAGGGGGAGCCAGUGGAGAGGAUGAAGACAACCGGAAAACAAGCCCUGCCUCACAGCCAAGCUCGCUCAGAUUAGGGAAUCGCUAAAAACAAAAUGGUCAGACAAAGUUUCAUACUGGUUUGCAUGUGUGUGCUGGAAGUGCUGACGGGAGGAAGUGUGUUGGCAAGUCGGGUUCUACGGAGAAGAGGUGUGGGUGGAUCACACAUGAUGAAACUAGAGGAAAACCAAGCUGGGGACCAGUGGGAUGUCAGCAUGGAUAGAAACGUUUUGCCAGCCGUGACUGCUCGAAGUGUGAUUAGCCAUGAGCAGGCAAACACUGAAUCUCACACCAAGAUAGUGCAGACUCAUGCAGUUCUGUCGGGAUCUAAAAGGGAAAGGCAGGCUUUGAAGCCCAAGCGAGAGGUUGAUUCCCUCACCAAAAAGGACGUGACUUCGCACAUGUUUUCCAGCGAUAAGGAGCUAAAUAAGGAGAUCAAGAUGGCAAAGAACAACACCAUGAAACUCGAGUCUAACACAAAGACUGGGAAACAAGAGAAAGCAUUCGCAAUCCACCACAAGGCUGAUACACAUUCAAAUAAAACUAGAUUCCGGUCCGGUUUAAGAAGCAGGGGCAGACCUGAAUCCAGCAUUCAUGCUACAGGUGGACCUGGGAAAAUGCUCUUCUCUGGGGACCGGAAACUGAACCUCACCGGCAGCUAUGAGGUCCUGAAACUGCUUUCUAAAGACAAUCUGGUGAGGAUCGUCAAUUCCCAAAUGCAGAAUGUCCCCAGUCUGAACAUCCCAAGCAAAGGAAGCCGGAGCAGGAAGAGAGAUCUCAUUGACGUAAAUCACGGACUGUCGGAGGCUUUAAAAAUUACAAGGCCAGACACAGUUAUUUCCCAGUCUCACCUUGGAUUUGAGAAUCAGACUGCAUCUCCGUUUGCCAACACAGCCACUGUCCCAGAUCCCGGCCAGACACGCAACAGAACCCCGAGUGAAGGCAGUAUUUCUUUAAGUAAAGGGCAAAGACACUCUGGGAUAAGCAAACACCACUUUUUUCCGUCAACCCCACACAGCGAGGUCAAUCUCAGCCCUGAGAAAGAAGUAAUGAUCAGCCAGACGGAAUCGCCAUUUACAUCAACAAAACAUCUCCCGCUGUUUGUUCCCUCUGAAACAAAUGAUCCCCCUCCAUCUGUGCUGACAGAGCAACCCUUGGGAGUGAGGACUGCAAGCAGAGCAGCAGAUUCCCAUCGAGACCCAUUAGCAGAGUCAGUUCAUGCUGCUCAAACAGAACCCAGCACAGCUCGCUACCCCGAUGAUGAAGAUAACCAACUUGUCAACAGCAGUCACUUCCUCAAGCUUCAGCCGGCACCUGAACGGACCCGUGAGCCCGGAAGCGCCGGGAGGCAGGUGGACGCUCUUGAAAACGGGAACGGCUUCGUGUUUGAAGAAGCCGAGUCUGACCUGACUGAAGAGAAUCGCAUGGAAGUCAAAGGGUCCCGCUCACGUCGCAGGAGGAGCUGGAUCUGGAACCAGUUCUUUGUGAUCGAAGAAUACGCCGGGCCGGAACCUGUGUUAAUCGGACGGCUUCACACCGACAUGGACAGGAAUGAUGGUCGCACUAAAUAUGUCCUGCGAGGCGAAGGGGCGGGCUCGGUCUUUGUGAUAGAUGAGAAGACUGGCAACAUCCACGUCACCAAGCCACUGGACCGCGAAGAGAAGGACGAGUAUCGCCUCAUCGCCACGGCGACGGACAGACAGACGGACCGGGCCCUUGAGCCAUCGUCACAGUUCAUAAUUCGGGUGCAGGACAUUAAUGACAACCCACCCGUUUUCGAUGAAGGUCCCUACAGCGCCACCGUGCCGGAGAUGGCAAACAUAGGCACGUCUAUAAUUCAGGUGACGGCGACAGAUGCUGAUGACCCUACAUACGGGAACAGUGCCAAACUUGUGUACACACUGGUACAAGGCCAGCAGUACUUCUCAGUGGAUCCCCAGACAGGUAUCCUGCGUACAGCUGUUCCAGACAUGGACCGCGAGACUCAAGACCAGUUCCUGGUGGUGCUCCAGGCCAAAGACAUGGGGGGUCACUUGGGGGGAUUAUCUGGGACCACAACCGUCACCGUCAAACUGACGGACGUCAACGACAACCCCCCUCGCUUCACUCAGAGUAUGUGGUCCUUCUCCGUGUCCGAGCUCGCCAUCCCCGGAGCCGAGAUCGGACGCAUCUCAGCAUCGGACGCUGACCUCGGAGAGAACGCCAGACUGGAUUAUACCAUCCUGGAGGGGGAAACCGGAGACACCUUCAACAUUACCGGGGUGAAUCAAGAGGCGGUCAUCACUCUGAAUAAGCCCGUCGACUAUGAAAGUCGCAGCUCCUACUCCUUCUCUGUGGAAGUCCUCAACCCCAUCGUGGAUCCUCGCUUCUUACGCCGCGGUCCCUUCAAAGACCGGGCCUCCAUCAGAGUGGCAGUGCUGGACGCCGAUGAGCCCCCGAGAUUCUCCAGGUCUCGAUACCACAUGGAUGUGUCGGAGAACUGCCCUCCUGCCUGCACUGUCGGCAGAGUGAGCGCUGUGGACCCGGACACGGGUCUCACCAACAACAUCAGGUUCUCCAUUGAUCCUCAGUCAGACCCAGAGGCUUUGUUCCGGAUCACCCCAGAUACAGGCCUGAUCACCACAGCGAUGGAGCUGGACCGGGAGCGAGAGCACUGGCACAACAUCACGAUCAUCGCCACGCAGCGAGACAACCCCAGCCAGGUGUCCAGGGUUCUUGUCGCCAUCGAGACGUUAGACUUAAACGACAACGCCCCAGAGUUGGAUCGACAGUACACCACGGCCAUGUGCGACUCAUCGGGCGUCGGACAGGUGGUGCAGGUGUUGCGAGCGAUUGAUAGAGAUGAGGGUGGGAAUGACAGCACGGUGUAUUUCAGCAUCCCUCCGGAAUCUGGCAGUGCCCUCAACUUCAGCGUCAGGGACAGUGGCGGUCCCACAGCCAGCCUGGUGUUGAUCUCCCAACUGCAGCCGCUCUCCCGCUCUUCGUCUUCCUCGCUGACGCUUUACGUGCCUCUGGUCCUCCGGGACGGGACAUCGGGCCUCACCAGCACCGGCACAGUCACGGUUUCAGUCUGCCCCUGCCUGAGAGGAGGGGCCCGCGCUGGGGAGAAGGACAAGCAGGUGGAGGGGGAGUUGGAGUGGGAGAGGGAGGCGGUGUGUCUCCCCCAGCAGUCCACGCUGCCGUCACCCGGACUCAGCACUGCCGCCCUGCUGGCUAUCCUGGCUUGUGUCGCUACACUUCUGGCCGUGAGCGCCCUGUCAUUGUCGCUGCGCCGUCAGAAACGCGACUCGCUGUCACCGCUGGAGGAGGAUGACGUGCGUGAGAACAUCAUAACGUACGACGACGAGGGUGGAGGCGAGGCCGACACGGCGGCCUUCGAUAUCGCCGCACUUCAAAGCGCACCACACAGCUCACGGUCACGUGGAUAUCGGACGCUGGACAGCAGGAAUGUACGAUACACGCAGCGCGGCCAAGAAAAGUCUCGCACAUACAGCUGGGCUCAGAAUGCAGCUGUUGACGGCAACUACGCAGGUCAGGGCGGACCACUCUACGGCCGCAUCUGCUACAGCAGCCACACGCUCCCGGUUCUUCGGCGCACUCCUGGUGGAGCUUUUGAGCCAGGAUUGGCAGAGUUAGGUUACCGCUUUCCUGGGGGGCAGCCUGACCACUCCCUGGUCAUCCAGAACCAAGGUGCCAUGGUUGGCCCAAUGGAGUCCGGGGCUGUGUACAUCACCCCCACUGACCUCAGCACAGGUAGCAGAACUGGUAGUCGAGCAGGAAGUCGUGAUGGGACUGCCACGCAAAGCGGAAUGAGCACUUCCGACGGGGGAACUCCUCGCACCAGCGAUAGCCAUGAGAGAGGAGGCGGCGUGGGAACGUCAAGCAACUGCACCGAGGGAAGCUCGGAGGACAAACCGAACCAGAGUCAAGAUGUGGACUGGGUGCAGUCGGAGACGUUACCCAGGGAGCACAACCUCGUCCUGACCCGUUCUGGAACCACGAUGGGUCAGGGCCACAGCGGCGGAGCUUGGGUGUGCGACUCGGCUACACUCCCUCUGGCAGGACGCCGUGGCUCACGAGUGGCGGUGUCGCCAAAACUCCCAAACACUGGUCAUGCUGAGUCAGAAUCUGGAGCAAAUGGGAGUUCAUCAACUUCUACUGAUGGACAACCUAAUGGUGGACGGAAGUAUUCCACUGAUGGACAAAGGGACUACCCAGGUACUCUCGGUAGGGGAGGUCUGGAGAUGGGGAGCAAUUUCGGGAUUCGGCAGGACAGGGAGGGUGGUGGCAUAUCAGUAAGCGGGACUCCGUCUGUAUACCCAGAAGGCUUUAUUGGGGACUGGUGUGACCGGGUUGGCAUGGGUGGGUAUGUGGUGGCAAGAAGAGAUAUGUCCCCUCAACUUUUGCCUUUCCCAGGUCAACCCCGGGCACCAUACGGUGGCGCAAUGGGCUUUGGGGCCGGCUGGGUCUCAGGUAUGGAUGCGACAAGGGGGGCUCAACCUGGAGGUCCCUCCUUGGCGCUGAGGGUUGGCGAAUUUCUGCGCUUGCGUCUUGCCCAGGUCACGUUUGACCCUUCUCAGCCACCAUAUGACUCUGUGCAGGUGUACGGCCUGGAAGGGACAGGGUCUCGGGCUGGGUCACUUAGCUCGCUGGAAAGCGAAGGAGAGAAAGACACAGAGAAGGAAGACUGGGGCACUGGGUUGGAAGAGUGGGGACCUCAGUUCACAAAGUUAGCCCAGCUUUUCAAAGACAGGGAGAAAGAGAGAGAAGAGAAGGAGGACGAUGCGGACAGGGCCAAAAACGACGCCGAAGACUCUGAGCGGACAGAGAAACAGGAGGAAAGUGAAGAGGGGAAGAAGUGAUCUUAAUGAAACCAGCGGGGGCAAGAUGGGUGAGACUAAGGGAAGCGGGGGGGGCGAUGAAAAGGCAAGCUGAACUGAAAUAAUGUGGAGACAAGUUAAAGGGGAAAAAGAUGAAGAGGCAAAGUAAUAAAAAGAGACAGAGAAAAACGAGCCUUGGGACGGAGGCGAGUGUGAGGGCAGGAGAGGGAGUGAUUGAUGUAAUUUAAAGCAAUAAGUGUUGAAACGCUGAUAUGGUCGAGUGCCGAGACAAAGGAGCUUCGGCUCGGGGCAGCAACAAUUUGUUAAAUGCUCUGGACAAAGAAAAACAACCCGGGACUCGAUUAAAUUCACCUCUCACAUGUAGACAGAGAAAGAGAAGGAAGCAGGCCGGAAGAUGGUUCUGCAUCCGUGCGCAUGUGCGAGUAGACGUGUGAGUUACAUAGACGUGUGGCGCGUCUGAUGCUUCAUUCAACAAAGAGGGGUAAAUAUUGUAGGACGCUGCCCUGCCUUGCUGGUCUGAAGGCUCAAAUAUAUACGUGAAGUCAAAGGCUGUACAGAGUCACAUUAGAGGACGUGAGACGGUUGUACAGAAACUGCUUCUUUUUAUUCCGUUCGCAGCUGCUGGAAAAAAAAAAAAAGUGAAUAAUUCAGCUCGCUAACUUCAUUCCGAAUGAAAAAGAUGAAUCAUUUAAAUCCUGCAAAAGAUUCUCCCGCCUCUCAGCCCACAAGGAAAACAGACAUUGUGAAGAUUUUAAUGAUUUAGGAAUGUGAUCCCCAGUCCCCCCUCCUUCCUCCCACGAGGGCCCUUCUCAUCAUUCCGUCGUGGAGUGUUGGUAUGUUUACAGAGACCCAUUUGAGGCUUUGAUUGUACGACCCCGAGUUCCGAAAUCAAACCCACCUCCAACUGUUCCAGCUGAGCGGGGUGACUGAUCUACGACGUGUUUUUAUAGAGGAAAACAGCUAUUUUUUAAGUAGGUACCAUCCUGUGACUCAACGUAUCUCGAGGAGUGCAUGACUUCAGAAACACAAACCCCCAGAUAGCUUAGAAAUGAAGCCACCCGGUUGUAUUAUCGCUACCAUUAUAUUUGAACAGUACGUUUUCAGCUGGAAUGCACUUUUUCUACAGCGUGAUGUUCAGUCAUAGAUGAAUAAUGUCAUUUGUUUUUUUCUAAAAAUGCGUCACACUUUGUUUGACUGUAUGUAAAGACAUUCACCGUGUAAAUAUCAUUGUUAUUAUUAUUCUUACUAGGAGAGAGUAUAUCAGAUUUAAUACGGCUGUGUGGAAAGAUCCAGCAGGGACUGAGCGCGCUGUAGAUGAGAGCGGACUGAGCAGCCUUCAGGACCGAACAACACGGAGGACUUCUCAUCUGUGGACGCCGAACAUGAGUGGGUUUUGUUUUCUGGCCCAUCACUUCACUGUAACGGACAAGCCUCGUGUUCAGUUAUACAUGUGGCCUCUGGCUGAAGUUUGCUGUGCAGCAUUUUGGUUUUUUUCCUGCCGAGGAGCCAGUGGUGAUGAAAACCCAGUCGAGCGGUGAGAAAGUCCAUUAGCCGAGAUUAUAUGGCGUCAUAUUUCUCCAAAAAACAGAAAAUGAUAUUCAGACUCGGAGUUUGUAAUUAGUUUUUCAGACGUGUCAUUAGUGCGCCUUGGCCUGGGAGGUAUGGAAGUUAAUAUGUGUCUGCCAAACUGUUAUCUGCAUCUGAAAGUCAGAUUUCUGAAGCAAUGCUAGUGAGUUGAAUAUUGUCUGUUGAUGGACUCACACGCCGGUUGCAAAGUUAUUCUUGCUUUUACAUCAAGUGUCAUAAAUAAAAGGUGCAUUUGUUGAAAAAAAAGAGCCGAACUCUUUGACUUGAU